This is a messenger RNA of Beta vulgaris subsp. vulgaris (sugar beet), 1409 nucleotides long. RefSeq lists its product as uncharacterized. The transcript has 5 exons. The coding region runs from base 415 to 1032 and encodes 205 amino acids. Lineage: Eukaryota; Viridiplantae; Streptophyta; Magnoliopsida; Caryophyllales; Amaranthaceae. The record is from RefSeq and is a predicted model, not a curated record. Gene Ontology annotation, molecular function: protein binding.
GAUAAUAAGAAAAAGGAGACCAAACCCCAAUCUCACCUCCUCCCUCCCGUGUUUUCAUUUCCCCAAAACCACCAAACCCUCAAACUUCUCUCUCUGACCGUGAAACCCUUCUUGUGGCUUCUCUCUCUUUGCACCCUUUCAUUGCCUCGCCGGCGUGCUGCGUUCCUCCGUCCCCGUAUUCUGGCGGCGCUCAGGCCACGCCGCACUCUCUCUCUCCUGGCUAUUGGUGCUGCUAUUGUGGGUCUCGUGGAUUGGCGGUGUUAGAGCACCGUUUCACCAGUUGUUGGUGGUCUUCUCUGUCGGUGCCGGCGCUGCUUCUGAAUGGUGGUGCAUGAAGCCGCCAUCAUUGUUGUUGUUGGUCUUCUCCUGCUGCACCGUCGUCAUUGUCAGGUUAUGGCCGUUGCUUAAUUGAAAAUGAUGACGGACGUUUCAAAAUUUGAAGAUGCAGUUGAAAUAAUGAUGGAUAAAGGAGAAACUAAAAAUUGCUUGGACUAUAUAGAAACUGAAAUUGAUGAAGAUAUUGUCUUAAAUAGUUGUUAUCUGUUUGACACCAAGUUAAAUUGCCUUUAUGAAUUGGAUAGAAAGCUAGAUGCUUUUAGGGAAGCAAAAGCUUAUCGUGCUGAUUAUCUUCCAUUGACUCCUAUUGUUUGUACGGUUUUGGGAAAUGAAUAUGAGAAAGAAUGCAAUUACACUGAAUCGUAUUUCUACUUCAGUCAGUUUAAAUUUCCUGAUCAAGAUGUUACUUUAUCAAGAUUAGUAAAAGAGAUGGAAAAUGAAGUAAAAAAGAAGUUGGAUGAAGAGAAAUACGAAGAAGUUGUGGAUUAUGUGAAUACAAUCAAUCAUGAUGUCGUCUUUUCUAGUGAAGACUUGUUUGACAGCAAGCUGAAGUGCCUCAAUCUCUUAAAUAGAAAGAAGGCUCCAGUUAUGCCGAAUUGGGUAAUUACGGUGAAGCACGACAACAUUACAUCAAAGCCAUCCAAACCUGCAAAACACAAGAAGAAAAACUUGGCUAUCGCAACUUGCUCAAAUUAAUGGAGAAGGAAGAAGAAACAAGAAAGAUAAGAAAGGAAAACAAACGCGUGGAAAAAAUAGAUCCAAGCUUUCUCAAGGGUGAAAACAAGAAUUUCGAGCAAACUAAAAAGAAAAUCAACCCUCAUAAAUCUAUAAGGUAGUGUCUGGAAACUUGUAUUUCAUUUCAAAUAAUGAAAUUGAAAUCUGGAACUUAGAGCUUGUAUUUCAAUUCCUAAUCAUUGUUUUGUAAAGGGGGUUUGAUAGAGGAGAUAGAAAUGGGGGUUUGAUGGAGGAGAGAGAAAAAAUAUGGGUUUAGUAAAGGAGAGAGAAAUGAGUGAAGUUGGGAUAUAGAUAUUCAUGGAGUUGGAUAUAUAUGAGGAGAGAAUUUCAAAUGACAA